AAACUCAAUUUGAUCCAUACACAAAUCACAUGGUUGCUUUGCAGCUUGUAGAGUUGUAGUGUGUAUAAAUCAUGCAAUUAUUCAUGAAUAAUUUGAGGUGGUGUUGUAAUUACUUGAAAAAGUUUAUUGAUGCUAAGAGAAUUGAUUUCAGCAGCGGUUUUUGUGGGAUUUUGAAGGAUUCUGCAAUGUUGGAUGAAAGCAAGUUUGAUGUGCAUUUGAAGUUGUGGGCACUUCGAAUCCCUCGAGAGUUCUGCAAGGUCGCAACUAAGUUGCUUAAUGGACACAUGCUUGACAGACCUCGUAUCAAGCCCAUCACUGAAGACCCAACUAGUGAAAAAACCCGUUAUGUGAUAUUAUCUGAAAGGGUUCAAAAUCCCGAUCUGUCAGAUAUUCCAACCCAGAAUCUUAAUGAAUUAAAGAAGCUAUGCAAGAUAGAAACGAUUCCGUAUUCAUUGACGCUCGGAUAUUCGUACUGGGGUGCAGACCAUGUGCUGAAGCAGGUUCUACCUCCUGGACUUGAGGUUCCUUCAUCUUUCGAAACAAUAGGCCAUAUUGCUCAUCUGAAUAUACCCGAUGAACUCCUUCCAUACAAGGAUGUAAUUGCAAAGGUCAUCUAUGAUAAAAAUCAUCCCAGAAUCCAGACGAUUGUCAAUAAAGUUGGUUCCAUUGCAAAUGAGUUUCGUGUACCAAAAUUUGAAGUCUUGGCUGGGAAACCCAACAUGGUUACAGAGGUGAAGCAAUAUGGUGCAACCUUCAAGCUGGAUUAUGGAUUGGUCUAUUGGAAUUCAAGAUUGGAGCAUGAACACAUAAGGCUAGUCAACAAGUUUCGCCAAGGAGAAAUCAUAUGUGACAUGUUUUCAGGGAUUGGUCCUUUUGCUAUUCCAGCUGCCCAGAAAGGGUGUUUAGUGUAUGCCAAUGAUCUAAACCCAGACAGCAUUCGUUAUCUUAAAGUUAAUGCAGAUAUUAACAAGGUUAACAGCAAUCUCCAUGCUUAUAAUAUGGAUGCAAGAAUUUUCAUGUCUCAAUUGAUGGCAGUGCCCAUUGGUGAAUCAACACAUGAUGCUUCAGCUUUGGGUUCAUCUGUGAAAGACAACAUUGACGAGAGUAUGAAAGCAAACUCUGAAGAAAGGAAUGCUGGCAUGGUAGAACUUCCAGGAAACAAUUUAUGUAACCAAGAGGGUGAUAAUAUCUCACCCAUGGACAAAGAAUCAAAAGUAGCAGCCGCUGAAAGAUCCCCUGAAAGCUGUAAGGAAGAAAAAGGAAGUGUAAAAUGUGCUGAUGGUCAUGUAGCUGUCAAGACAAAAGGAAGCAAAAAUAAAAGAAUAAAAACUUCCGUGCCAUUUACUGAUAAGCCGUGGGAGCAUUUUGAUCAUGUGAUAAUGAAUCUGCCUGCUUCCGCUCUACAGUUUCUAGAUGUAUUUAGGGGCCUUAUACAGAGGAAAUACUGGAAAGGAUCUCUACCGUGGAUUCAUUGCUAUUGCUUCAUUCGAUCAAGUGAGACCCAAGGAUCAGUGAUUUCAGAGGCAGAAUCUCUCUUGAAUGCUAAGAUACAUGAGCCAUUAUUUCAUCGAGUUAGAGAUGUUGCUCCAAAUAAGGCAAUGUAUUGCUUGAGCUUUCAGUUGCCAGAAGAAGCAUGCAUCCGUGAAGAUGUCACGAAUACAGCUCCAGGUUCUGUCGGUAGAUAGUAUACGUAUUAAAAUGAUCUAGAAAACACCAUGUUGUCCUUGUUUCGUGAUUUAAAUAUUGUAGGGUUUUACAUCAUUAUUCAUAAUGAAUGAUCAGUUAUUUAUGACAAUCUUCUUCAGGUAAUCCUUCAUAUUCCAUGUUUCUUGAAUUAGAUA
Molecule: messenger RNA, 1841 nt
Organism: Cynara cardunculus var. scolymus (artichoke)
Lineage: Eukaryota; Viridiplantae; Streptophyta; Magnoliopsida; Asterales; Asteraceae
Product: tRNA (guanine(37)-N1)-methyltransferase 2
Exons: 11
Coding region: 72-1685 (537 amino acids)
Biological process (GO): tRNA N1-guanine methylation
Cellular component (GO): cytoplasm
Source: RefSeq, a predicted model, not a curated record